AUGAAAAUUGGACGUAAAGCCAACUGCAAAAGCAUGCCAUUUGAGUCACCCUUCACCCUGUCUUCCCCUUUCUCAGCUGCUGAUGUCUAUAUGGGCCCUUAUAACUUGGGUACAGCUAGAAGACCUGGAAGAGUGACCACAUUGGAAAAUGGUUUAAAGUUUCCAUCACCUCACCAUGAAAACAACACUUUUGUGAAAGGUCCUUGUCAUAGUUCCAUUAAAUUCCAAGGAAUUGUUGUCUUUUGUGCAAAAGCACAAGUGUUGGAAAGACUUGUGAAUUGGAAUGAGGUUGUUGAGGGGUAUGUGUUGGUUGGGUUGGUUGGAUUUGGAAUAAAAAAGUCAUAUCGAGUAGCAAGUAGCAACUACAGCAUCCUAGGCCCAUCCAUUGCUGAUGAAAAUGAUGGCCCAUUAAUACAGCUUUCAGACAUGAAACAGGGCAACAUUGAUCAGAGUCUUUGGGAAUUGGACUUCCCAUAUUGUGGACCCUCAAUAGGUAUAUGCACCAACUCUUAUCCACUCCUACAAAACAUGUCGAAAACCUUAGGCGUCCGAAAUGAAGGUGAAGCGCCUGCGAAUUUCUGGGGGCGGAUGCCGGAAGAAGAGUAUUACACGUCGCAGGGUGUCCGAAACAGCAAGUCUUACUUCGAGACACCUAACGGGAAACUCUUCACGCAGAGCUUUGUGCCUUUGGAUCAAAAGGUCAAGGCUUCGGUCUACAUGACCCACGGCUAUGGAUCGGAUACUGGUUGGAUGUUCCAGAAGAUUUGCAUCAAACUUGCCACAUAGGGUUAUGCUGUUUUCGCCGCUGAUCUUCUCGGACAUGGCAGAUCAGAUGGUCUCCGUUGCUACUUAGGUGACAUGGAGAAAGUGGCUGCCACAUCUUUAUCAUUCUUCAAGCACGUCCGGUACAGUGAGGAAUACAAAGGCUUACCAGCAUUCCUCUUUGGUGAAUCCAUGGGAGGAGCAGCAACAAUGCUGAUGUACUUCCAAUCGGAGCCUGAAACUUGGACGGGUCUGAUUUUCUCAGCCCCGCUCUUUGUCAUGCCUGAGAACAUGAAACCUAGUAAGGUCCGGUUGUUUAUGUAUGGUCUGCUCUUUGGACUAGCCGAGACAUGGGCUAUAAUGCCUGAUAACAAGAUGGUUGGGAAGGCAAUCAAGGACCCCGAAAAGCUGAAGAUCAUAGUCUCGAAUCCAAGGAGAUACUCGGGGCCGCCUAGAGUUGGGACCAUGAGAGAGCUUGCUAGGAUGUGCCAGUUCAUUCAGGACAAUUUCUCCAAGGUAACGGUACCAUUUUUUACAGUGCAUGGGACAAGUGAUGGAAUCACCUGCCCAACAUCAUCCAAAUUGUUGUAUGAAAAGGCAUCGAGUACGGACAAGAGCUUGAAGCUGUAUGAUGGGAUGUAUCAUUCUUUGAUACAAGGGGAGCCUGAUGAGAAUGCAAAUCUUGUGUUGAAGGAUACGAGGGAAUGGAUUGACGAAAGGGUUGAGAGGUAUGGUUCCAAAAAGUGUUAGCACAAGUUAUUUGCCUUCAUUGGUCUUCAUAAUUGGCGUUUUUGGGAUGAAAAUGUGUUGAUUAAUUUGAGUUUUGACGACAAAAAAAUCUCAACCAAAAUGUAAUACAGAUAAGCAAUGGAACUGUAAUGUGGUUUGUCAUUA
Molecule: messenger RNA, 1656 nt
Organism: Durio zibethinus
Lineage: Eukaryota; Viridiplantae; Streptophyta; Magnoliopsida; Malvales; Malvaceae
Source: RefSeq, a predicted model, not a curated record